Messenger RNA from Histoplasma mississippiense, 567 nucleotides. RefSeq lists its product with no specific name. The coding region runs from base 1 to 567 and encodes 188 amino acids. The transcript has a single exon. Gene Ontology annotation, biological process: purine nucleobase metabolic process. NCBI's taxonomy places the organism in Eukaryota, Fungi, Ascomycota, Eurotiomycetes, Onygenales, Ajellomycetaceae. The record is from RefSeq and is a predicted model, not a curated record.
AUGGCAGACCGCGACCCAAUAACCUGCCAUAUCCUCAACACCUUUAACGGCACCCCGGCUCCCGGCCUCGCCUGCACCCUCACGCUCCACAGCAUCCUCCUGCCCGCUGGCGCCCCGCAACCCGCCAACCUCCCCGCGACCCUCCACGCCGUCACCGACGUCGACGGUCGUAUCAAACACUGGCACCCUUCUCCCCAUCCUCCUUCUUCUGUUACUACUACUGCUACUACGACGACGACAUCCCCUGCUACCCCAGGAACAGGAACAGGAACAGGAACCACAUCCUCCGCAGCAGUCGACACAACAGCAGCACCAGCACCAGGCCCCUCAAUCCGUUCCCUCCUCGCGUCCAUCCACGAACAGCGCGGCGGCCAGCAGCGCUCGAUCUGGACCCUGCGCAUUCGGAACGUGGGCGAGUGGUACGCCGAGCAAGGGGUGGAGAGCUUCUGGCGCGAAAUCGAGGUGGAGUUUUUGGUCAAGGGCAGCGAGCGGUGGGAUGGGUGGAGGCAUUACCAUGUCCCUGUGCUAUUGGGGCCGUGGAAUUAUACGACGUAUCGGGGGUCGUAG